Messenger RNA from Emiliania huxleyi CCMP1516, 254 nucleotides. RefSeq lists its product as hypothetical. Gene Ontology annotation, molecular function: protein binding. The transcript has a single exon. The annotation marks the transcript as partial. Lineage: Eukaryota; Haptophyta; Isochrysidales; Noelaerhabdaceae. The record is from RefSeq and is a predicted model, not a curated record.
AUGGUGCAGGCGGCGUCGCAGGUGGCGGACUGGCGCGGCGCACGACGUCUGCUCGAUGCGAUGGGCCGGUGCGGCAUGCCGGCAGACGGUCCUGCAUACGGCCACGCCCUGGUCGCUUGCGCGCGGGCGUCGGAGCUCGAGGCGCCGAUGGCGUUGCUCGAGGAGCUGCGGGAGGCAGGAGUGCCGCCGGAGCUGCGGCCGUUGAACCAGCUCAUCGCUGCGUGCGGCCGGCGCGGGAAGUGGAAGCUGGCCUC